AUGGAACUUCACGCAUAUCUUGGGAAAGAGUGUCGAAACUUGAUAGCUCAUUACGGUCUCAACAAGCGCACCAGUUUACCAACGGUGGAUGAGAUUUCGGAGGAAUCAGACGAAUACAUUUCGUUACUCGCGCAUUCGCUUCAUCAUAUCGCAUACCACCCACUGCUGGUCAUCAUCAGGAAUUUCGAUAGACCAGCAUUCAAUCAUCCCGACGGUCGCGCCAUUCUGAACCCCAUCUUAAAUCGAUUGGAAGAGGAAGUCAAGGCUCACGUUAUAGGUUCCUUGCUCCUUCUCUCCAGUUUGGAUGAUGGCACGGUGCACACAUGUAUGGGCCGACAUGCAUUAACCCCCAUCAACGAGGAACCAUGCAGCCGCCAACCUCUCGAUCUCCCUCGCACUCUUGACCUGACUCAUCAUCCCGCGUUCCAAACAGCCAUGGGCAUAACGCGAGCGGAGGUCAACGCUCUCGACGACGCGUUGGGCCACAUCAAGCCUCACGAUCCAAUGCGUGUCCUCGAUAUGAUGGACAAACGGCAUGGCCGUCCUUCUGUGUUCGCUGAUCCGCUACCCAGGCCGCAUCAAUGCCCUCCGGACCCGCUCAUAGAUGGAAAUUGGCUUGGGAGGGAGGUCGAUCCUUUAGCAGCUCUGGAUCGCUCUGGCGAGCACGAGUGUCUAUGCGGCGCAGUUUAUGAUGGAAGUGUUUGCGUUCAAGUACGGCUUUGA
This is a messenger RNA of Mycena indigotica, 723 nucleotides long. RefSeq lists its product as uncharacterized. The record is from RefSeq and is a predicted model, not a curated record. Bases 1 to 723 code for a protein of 240 amino acids. NCBI's taxonomy places the organism in Eukaryota, Fungi, Basidiomycota, Agaricomycetes, Agaricales, Mycenaceae. The transcript is spliced from 2 exons.